UUCAUCAGUCCAAGGACAUCAUUCGCCUGGAAAGGGGGGGAAGUUUGAUCCUCUUUCUCACGGAUCACAGUUACGGGAGUUUCUCUCCCCUGCUCAGCGAGCACCAGGAUUUCCUUCUUUAACUUUUGAAUUCUUCGUGUAGGUCUAGCAGAACAACAUUGUGUAGAAUAACAGAUUUCGCAGAGGCUAAUUUAGCUCCGCUAACACGGGGAUUCAAUUUUAUUUGCUCACUUUUCGUUUCCUUUUGUCAUUUGAGCCCAAAUGACUAUGCUCCUUGACAGUGGUCCUCAGUUCCCAUCGCUUGGAGUUGGGGGGUUCGGAACACCGAGGCACCAUGAACUCGGGAACAGAGACCCGGGUCUGGGACUAAAUCCCUUCGCAGAUUCCUCCCAUUCGGCAGCUUUCAAGCUCAGUCCAGUGACACACGAUAUCGCAUCUAGUCAGACGUCCGCGUUUACUCCGCAAGCAACUGGAUAUGCAGCCGCGCUUGGGCACCACCACGGCGGACAGGUGGGCUCCUACGGCGGGGGAGCGUUCAAUACAACCCGCGACUUUCUCUUCCGAAACCGUGGAGCUGGCAUCGGCGAGUCAGCAGCUUCGAGCGCCCAGCAUGGGAUCUUUGCUGCUUCCGCGGGGAGUCUACACGGACCCCCAGGAAUCUCUGACAACCCGGGACAUCUGUUGUUUCCUGGGCUCCACGAACAGGCAGUAAGCCACACAUCACCGAGCGGACAUGUAGUUAACAGUCAAAUGCAUCUUGGUUUACGCGGGGACAUUUUUGGAAGACCAGACCCGUACCGUCCCGUUGCGAGUCCUCGGACGGACCCUUACGGCACCGCUCAGCUGCAUAACUACAACCACCCGAUCAAUAUGAACAUGGGGAUGAACGUCCCGACACACCACGGCCCAGGGGCUUUCUUUAGAUACAUGAGGCAGCCGAUAAAGCAAGAAAUGUCCUGUAAAUGGAUUGAGGAGAACCAGAUGAACCGACCCAAAAAGACUUGCGAUAGGACUUUCAGCACCAUGCAUGAAAUGGUAACGCAUGUGUCCAUGGAGCACGUUGGCGGCCCGGAGCAGAGUAACCACAUUUGCUUCUGGGAGGAUUGUCCCCGAGAAGGAAAAUCUUUCAAGGCCAAAUACAAACUCGUCAAUCACAUCCGUGUACACACUGGAGAAAAACCCUUCCCGUGUCCGUUCCCAGGCUGUGGCAAAAUAUUUGCCAGAUCGGAAAAUCUGAAAAUACAUAAAAGAACUCAUACAGGAGAGAAACCGUUCAAGUGUGAAUUCGAUGGCUGCGACAGACGCUUCGCCAACAGUAGCGACAGGAAAAAGCACAUGCACGUGCACACUUCUGACAAGCCCUACAUCUGCAAAGUGUGCGACAAGUCCUACACACACCCCAGCUCUCUCAGGAAACACAUGAAGGUACACGAGUCACAGGGCUCAGAGUCGUCUCCUGCAGCAAGUUCUGGAUAUGAAUCAUCCACACCCCCAGUUUUAGUCUCAGCGAGCACAGAGGACCCCACGAAAACCCCACCGUCUGCAGUGCAAAACACAUCUGCACACAGCGAUGGACUAGCGCCCAACUUUAAUGAAUGGUACGUUUGAAGUGACAAACAAGCUCUCUAUACGGACCACAAGAGUAAGGAAACCUUCAAAACUAUUCAAGGUGUACAAAAUGGCAUGGGCACAACAUGGAGAGAUAACAGUUUGCCAGCAGGCCUCGUCCUUUCUCAGGAUUCGAAAAAUUGACUUUUAUUCCGAGUUCGAAGAAACAAAUCAUAAAUAAAAUACUUUCUAAGAAUAAAUAAAAUGUUUUUCACUUUUAGUUUUCAGGUUUCAGAUAAUUAUUUUAUUUUUCAUUUUAUGUAUUUUCUCAAAAUUUUAUUUAAAAAUAAAAGGAAGAAUAUUUCACGGUGUUUUAUAUUAAGGUGAGAGUUCACCAUCACCUUUUAAUUGAUUGUUACAACUUCAAACAGUCUUAAGAAACGUGCCAAAGUCUUUGUCUUGAACUUGAACAAGAAAAUAAAUCAUAAAUAAGUAUAUAGCCUACUCGUGAAUGUAUUUCCUUGUUUGAUGGGGUCGAAUCUGUUGUCCACGUCCGUUUUCAGGUGGAGAAGUGUGAUGUUAGGUUACGAUUGUUACAUUUGAAUAUAACGUUGCCUUUUGUUAAUAACGAUGUAAAUACAUAUCCAUGAUGCCAUAUUUAUCAAUUUGUAAUUUAAUUAUCGGCGUAAGAUCCGAAUCUUAAAUGAUAUUUAUGGAAAUAUUUUCUAACAAGACUGUACAGUUUUGGGUCAUAACCAGUUUAACAUUUAAGAAAAAAAUCAUUAACUCUAAAGCUCCCAUUCUGCGAUUGUAUCUUUUUUUACACAAUAAAUGUGUCUUAUUUGGAGAAAAAAAUAUCAAUUACAUAAAUAUAAUUGAUUGACAUUUGUUUAUAUAAUGUUUUUACUUUACUGCCAUUCUUUUUAGCUUGUGAGACCAUUGAUAAACAUGUGAAACAUAAAUUCUGUAGUUGAAAAAAUAUAUAAAGCACGUCUAUCGACAUGCUUUUAAAUUUUGAUCAAAUUAACUACUUUUUUAUGUAUUUACUUUAGCAUCAGAGCGUAGACCUAAUUUGUACUAGCAAAGCUUAGCUACAAAUUUCAAGGGCCCUUCAGCCACUUGCAUUCAUUCCUUGCAUCAUGAUCAGAUUCUCAGAAAAGUUCUACCAGAGCAUAUAGUUUUCAUUCAUGAACUGUAAACACAUGUGACAGUGUACAAAACACCAUUUCUAAAUUCUUUGGGAUGAGCCCAACCAUGAGUCCGUAUCCAUUUAUUGAUGGUUCCUACUGUCUUUGUGGAUGCAAGUAGCUACGUGUUUAAAUGUGUCCAUUAACAACAAUGAACUGUCACAACACAGGAAUUUCAAAAUAAAAGUUUUUUGUCAGCUUG
This is a messenger RNA of Alosa alosa (allis shad), 2937 nucleotides long. RefSeq names its product zic family member 3 heterotaxy 1 (odd-paired homolog, Drosophila) (gene zic3). Gene Ontology annotation, cellular component: nucleus. Bases 262 to 1608 code for a protein of 448 amino acids. The transcript has 3 exons. The record is from RefSeq and is a predicted model, not a curated record. Gene Ontology annotation, molecular function: DNA-binding transcription factor activity, RNA polymerase II-specific; RNA polymerase II cis-regulatory region sequence-specific DNA binding. Lineage: Eukaryota; Metazoa; Chordata; Actinopteri; Clupeiformes; Clupeidae. Gene Ontology annotation, biological process: regulation of transcription by RNA polymerase II; central nervous system development.